UGAUACAACUGACGAUGCAUAAAAUUUAAAAUACACAUUUUCCGUUUUAUAAAAUUUUUAAAUUUCCAAUUUUAUUUUUCAGCUGAAAGCGUUCUAUGUAGAUUUAUUGGUGCCGUUGGAAACUAACUUGGAAAAGGAUACAAAAGUGGUUCAAUGCGAACAAAAGAGAUUCCUUCAACAACACAAACAGCGAUCCGAGACGUACAGCAAAGCUGUGGCAUUGAUGAAAAAACAAAGAAAGAAAUCCAGAGGGUCCAGUAAAACAGGCCUCGCAAUGGAUAAGGAACUUAAGAAUAUGCAAGUUCUUGAAGAAGAAAAAACAAAACUGGAUGCCUUUUGUGAACAAAGUUUAAAAAAUGCAAUGACUCAAGAAAGACGAAGAUAUGGAUUUGUUCUAGAAAGACAGUGCUCGUUAUCUAAGCAUUAUCUCUCGUAUUAUUCAAAUGGAGUUGAAGCUUAUCAAGAAAAUAUUGAAAAAUGGUCCGACGUUGCAAAAACCAGGGAAUAUCUGCCGGAAUCUGUAGAAAAUAUAUUCACAAAUAAAAUCAGACAAAUAUCCAUAUGGCAAAAUGAUGACCUCUACUCAAAUCCUAGAAGUCCCAAUCUCGAAGAUGACAGACUAAGCAUGAGCUCCCAACUCAGAAAGACUAGAAGCAUGGAUGCCUCUUGCUUGGAUAUCCGUUCAAUAGAAGAAAUCGGUUCGCCAAAUAGUACUCUUAAUCGAGCUAAAUCGGAAUAUAAUCUUAACUCAUCUGCCCACUCAAAUACUCAAGGAAGCAACACACCAACUCGUCAGCCGAUGAGACCCAUUACAGUCCCUCCUCCGCCCACCUGGGACUGUCAAUUGGCUCGCGCACUCUACGCUUAUCUUUCAAGUGGUGAAAACCAGUUAAGCUUCCACGAAGGCGAUUUGAUCGCCCUAAUUGGAGAACGGAACAAGGGUUGGCAAUUUGGAGAAAACCUUCGGACUCAAUGCAGUGGGUGGUUCCCAUUAGCAUACACCGAGAUUAUAGAAGAUCCUCCAACCUCACCAAGUCAUCGAAGUAAUGCUAGCGGAUCCCACUCAAAUAAUCCAACAACGCCCACAGCUGGGGGCAACUAUCUGUCUGCUGAAGCCGGAACGCCUUCUGGUAACGCUACAUUAGACAACCCCAGCACUCGUAUGUUUGGAGAUACUUUACACUUACAUAGAUCUUCCAAUACUGCUAAACAGAUUCGGCGAGCUAUCGGUUCUAACAUUGUACCACCGCCAAGCCUGCCUGCUCCCGUCCCAACACCAACGCUGCCAGAAUCAAAAUUAAAUGCCGCCCAAUCACAAACCUCCAACUCUGCUAUGAAAUCAUCAACCUCAUCAUUUAGUUUUACAACACCAAACGCAAGUGCAUACUCUACACAUCCAGCCCCUGCUAGAUCGGAUAAGCCCUCAGCCGGGAUCCCAUUACCGUUCCAUUUGCAGUCCAAAGGUGGAAAAAUCGGUGGUCCUAUAGGCAAUGCUUCCCUUCACAGUAGUAAUGAUUCUGGUUUUUCCAAUGAUCCUCCACCACAACCGGAAAUUGAUUAUUCAGACGAUGAUUCCAAUCAUGGACAAACAAAAUUGUCAAGCAGAAGAAGAAUCCUGAAAAAUCUUGACGAAGAAGAUAAAAAAAUGACUCAAAAGCUCGCCAACACCAAAAUCUCGGAAGCUCCACAAACGCCCAAAAAACGAAUCCCAGUUCAACAUUCGAGAAGUCACGGUAACCUAACAGAUAAUAAUUAUUUGAUGUCUGAGUCCCAAGAUAUUUCUAAAAAGAAGAACAAGAUAGUCAAAAGAACAAAAUCGUUUUGGAAAUUUGGUAAAAGUGGCUCUGAUAACGAGAUUCUUGAAGGUAUGUCUCUGUGGAAGCACAAAGACCUAGUUGAUAUAGAAUCUAAUAUAUCUGAUACAGAAAAUGUUAAACCCAAUAAAGAAAUACCCAAAAAGACGAGUUACGCAAAAUCGGAGGAUUCUGACACCACUAUUAAUAAUAAUAGGGUUGAACCAGCUCAAAUUAAAACGCCGAAUAAAAAAGAAAUCACGAACAAAGAUAUAAAACGCAACCGAAGUUUUAACAAGAAAGAUCAAUUUACAUCUAAAGAGUCGAUUAACGAAACUGUGGAAAAACACUAUAAAAAGCAAACCAAAUCUCCAAACUACGAAGAUCAGUUUUAUGAUGACGAUGGUGACGGUUUGAUGCUAAAAACUCUAAACCGAAAAAAUAUUCUACAACAGUAUAACAAUAGUUCGUCUGGCACAGAUUCUGAAUCAGAAUCUGAUUUGACCAGUGACGAUCCAUAUGAUUGUAUCCUUGUAGACGACCAAAACGUAAAGAAAACGGAAAAUCACUUUCCAAACGUUGCUGAGUUAGGUAAAAAGUUAGAAAAACUCUCUAAAGGCAGCAAAUUUACUCCAGAGAAAGACAAGAAUAUGGCGCAAGAAAAACAGAUUGAAAUUAUGAGGUUAGAGAGAAAAAGUCCUAUGCGGCAAGAAGAUAUUAUGCAACUUCGAGAAAACAGUUUUAAAACAUUUGGUCUGGAAAUACAAAACAAAGAAAAUGGAGAAAAAGAAACUUUAGACGAUGAAAACUAUUACCCACAAGAACAUAGUAGGUCAGAAAAACGAAAAUACCAGAAUGAACCUAGGAGGAGUCGUCCAAGCUAUGAAUCCAUACAAUCUGAUAUAAAAUCGCGAAAUAGUAGUAACAAAAGGAAAAGUGAAAAACAAAGAGAAGCAGAGAGACACGAAAGGCAUAAAAAUCAGUAUUAUGAUUCCACUAAUGAUGAGUUUUCUGAUGCCGUCGAAAGUCGUCAGAUUUUACCAAGAUCAAAACUAACUAAAACAAACAGCAACAGUUCAUCACACAGUAAAUAUGAUCAAGAAAGCAAUUUGAUGGAUUAUGGUGAGACGCUUCAAAGAAGGCUUAAAAAUCCUGAAUACAAUUCCCGAUUCGAUGAACGAUCACCUCACAAUGGUAACAUGUAUGGGCCGUGGUACGAUUUGUGGGGACUGGAUUCAACAGGAACAGCGAGAAAGAAAUGA
Molecule: messenger RNA, 3055 nt
Organism: Diabrotica balteata
Lineage: Eukaryota; Metazoa; Arthropoda; Insecta; Coleoptera; Chrysomelidae
Source: the annotation of a GenBank genome assembly